Parasteatoda tepidariorum (common house spider) is the source of this 2873-nucleotide messenger RNA. The record is from RefSeq and is a predicted model, not a curated record. NCBI's taxonomy places the organism in Eukaryota, Metazoa, Arthropoda, Arachnida, Araneae, Theridiidae.
ACUCUCUUCCAUCUCAUUUGACAUUAAAUGAAGAAUAACUCCAGAGAUCUUACGUUCUUUCAUUUACCUUCUCGUUCUAUCGGUGUAUGGUUAAAUAAUUAAGAUUUGAAAAUAAUAUUUAUAAUUUUGCAGAUGUUUGUAGUUUGCUCGUUAGAAAAUACGUCCGGCUGCCGGAUUAUUUCUUGGAUGGUGUGGGAAAAAGAGGAUUGAUAACAAUUUUGUAUGUGUUAGUGUAAAAUAUUGUAUUUACAACAAAACUGAAAGGAUUAUCAAGAACAAACUUGGAAAAUUAAUUUUGCAUUCACUCAUUAGUAUUGGUUUUAUGACGUGAGAUUCUGUGCCAUGCUUUCUCUAAAGUUCCUGUACAACACUCCCCUCGGCUCUUUCAUCACUGGUUGGCGCAAGAAAAAGAGAGAGUCGGGUGGCAAAGAAAUAGUGGUGGAGGAUUCUUCUCAGGAUCCAAUGAUGAUGGCCUACAUUCACUCCAUCCCCAGGGCUCAGUGGUUCAAAGGGGUUCUGCUUCAGGGAUAUCUGGUUCACCCUAAUAUUCUACAAGGUCUCGACGAAUUCCAAGUCCGAGAGGAUGACGUUUUUAUCAUCACAUAUCCUAAAUCAGGAACGACAUGGACAGAAGAAAUUGUCUCUCUCAUCUACAAUGACGGCAAUCCAAACAAAGUGAAGAACAAGCUUCUUAAUUAUAGAGUGGAGCAUUUGGAAGUGGGGAGACCCAUUGGCCAUCUUCGACAUUUGCGGAAGUUGAAAUCACCGAGGUUGAUGGCAACACAUCUCCCCUUAUCUCUGAUUCCUAAAAGCCUAAAGCAAGGAAAAUGUAAAAUAAUCUAUGUGGUGAGGAAUCCCAAAGAUAACGCCGUCUCCUACUAUCAUCAUCACAGAAUGAGCACCUUUCUUGGGAACUACAAAGACUCGUGGGAGAACUUCUUACAGCUCUACCUCAAGGGAUACUUGGUGUACGGAUCCUGGUUUGAUCAUGUCCUGCCAUACUGGAGGUUUUUUGAUGAACAUCCAGAAAGAAUGCUAUUCAUUUCAUUUGAAGACCUUAAACUGGAUCUUCCGGGCAUGGUGUCCAAGAUAGCAUCGUUUCUGGAACGCCCUCUCUCCCCCGAAGCCAUCAAGGCCAUAUCCAAUCACUGCACAUUCGAGCAGAUGAAGAGCAACAACAUGGUGAACAGGGAGGUACUUCCCAUCUCAGAUCUCUUCGACAUGACACAGUCCAAGUUUAUGAGGAAAGGAAUUAUCGGAGACUGGAAAAAUUAUUUUACCGAAGAACAGAACAUCGACUUCACAAAGCUGUACAAUGAGAAGAUGCAGGACAGUGGACUCGAACUCAUAUUUGAUCCGGAGGAGAUCGACACUUGCAACAAUAAUGGACUUCUUCUCUGUUCCUCCAAAAACAACGGAGACGAGAAACAACACACGACCUGAUUAUACACAUAACUCUCUCUCUCUCUUAGGAAUGAGGGCAAAAUCUAUUAUAAUUGUCAUUCAAAAAGAAGACACAUGAGCUCAGUCAUUUUUUGAAGGAGAACUGAUAGUGUUGUUCCCCUAUGACAUCAUUAAGCACAACUUUUUUAAAUCGAAGUGGCACAAAAAUGCACGCAUUUUGGAAUAAUUUAAUUCAUGUUUUGAUGCUGCUUCAGACAUUACAAUCAAAUAAUAUAUAUUAGCAAACUAUUUUUCUCUUCAGCUGCCACAAUUUACAAAAAAAAAAAAAAAAAACAUCGAUGAUUUUUAAGAUAUCAGAAAGAUACAGUAGAGUUAUUAAAAGUUAGAAUGACCUGCUUUUAAAAAGAAUGUCUCUGAAAUCACUUCUUGUUUGAAAUUCUACGAACUAAAAGCUACUCUUUAAUAGAUGACAUCCAACUAAUCAGCUAUUGACAGAUUCAUUGUCUUUAGGAUUUCAGCAAUUCUUUUAGAAUAUGAAAACAUUAGAUAGACAUAUAACUUCUUAUUAUGUUUAACUACAUUUCAAUUUUAAAAUAUUAAAUGAAUCGAUCUAAAAUAUGGAAUGAAUGCAAAAAAAAAAAUAUUAUUUGUUCGUGAUUUCGUUUUAACAUAUGGAAGCGAAAUUCAGACAACGCAUACACAAUUAGAUUUGUUUAAAAAAAAGUUCACCAAAAAUAAUCUAUUGCAUAUAUUGUAACUCGGAUUCUUCUCCGUAUAAAAUAUUUCGGAUAAGUAAUCCCCUAAAUGUAACUUCAAGCAGUUCGAUUAAUUCGGAAUGCAACAAUUAUACUCUUUCGAAAAGAAUGUCUAAAUUCACACAUUCUUUUAGUUUUCUUAUAAAUGAAACCAGAAAUGGAAUAAUGUUCGGUUAUUGUAGAAAGCAACCUCCUGCUGUUUGCGAUUCUAUUGUUUUGAUUCUGAAGCAGUUUAGAUGGAUUAACUUCGCUAAUGCAGAGCUCCUAUUGGAGCGAAAGCAUCUGAAGAUACUAUAGCAUUUUAGAUUAAAUGAGAUAAAAAUUUAGUUAGCGCUUCAAAAUCUGUCCAAUCAACAUUUCAUUAGAUUUCUGCACCAAGUUAAUCAUAGUUUUCCGAAAUGCUGGUAAAAUAUUUUUAAAAUUUGAUUAUAUGUAUAAAUUAAACUAAAGAGAUGAAUUAUAUUAAUAACGUAAUGUAAAUAUGUGUGACUUGUAUGUACAUGUUGAGUUCUAAAUGUUUAUAUUUUUAACGUUAAAACAUUGAAAAAAAAUAUGAGAUGUGUCAUAUGCAUGUUAAAGGGAAAUAUUUAAUAUUUUUACGGAUUAACAAAAUUUAGGAAUAACAGUGCUGGCGCGUGACAUUUUUAGCAUUGAAAACUUUUGUUUAUUUUUUGUAUUGUGUACAGGGUUCAUAAUAAACUCUUGUAGAAUAUG